AGCACUCGCCCCAGCCCACGCUGGGGUAAGUCCAUUCAUGAAGGUUCCGUGAUGAAUAGACAAGAUGGCGCCAGUGUGUGUGGCUCGCCGUCUGUCUCUUCCCCUGCUGUGUUUGUUUGUGUUGUUUUUUAUUGCUAGAGUCAACCCUCUUUUAAUGUACAAUCGCCAAACUCUGUUGGACCUCCGACUAGUUGCCAGUGAUCUUACCAAUACAACUUAUACUGGACAUAAGACGUUACCUCCAUUCCUAGCUGGGAUACCAGCUAACCUUUGUCGGACCCUGGCCCCAGCCUCACGGCGAAAGCGUUUCAGACGCCGGGGCAAACGUAGCGGUCUGCUCGUGAAACUUAAGGCGUACUUGGUGCGCUCUUCCCCGGCUCCUUGGAACAAACGUGGAUCUGUGCCUCAUCAUGUCUUUUCUCCGCGCUCUCUGGAGCCCAUCGAUGCCUGGCUGGUGCCCGUUGAUGUCCCAGCCGCGAAAGAUUUUCCCUCAUCUUCGUCGGCGCGGUGCGAACCUACAGAACCUGCGGCCGCUGUGUCGGGUCUCGCAGUCAGCCACGAACACGCUGACCUCCACCAGAGUGAUGCUGUCCAAACAGCACCUGCUGCUCUGCCCCGAUCCAGCAAAAAAAUGGCGGCAGUGUUAAAAAUGAUAUCAAAAAAUUUUGCUGAAUUGGCAGAACUAAUGAAAUAAAAGCAAAUGAAAAAUAAAACUGUGCAGGUCUGUGAGUGUGAUUAAUAUGAAUCUCCUACCCAAAUUGCCACAAUUUUUUCUGAAAUUAAACCAGAAAAAGUUGCAUUUCCUCUGUCACUUAGCUAAAUUAGUUCUUGUCUCAACAAGAGAUGUGGUGAGAGAAAAACAUGCAGUGUGCCUUGGCUGCAGCAGCUGGACCCACCACAACAACUUGAAAAUGUCAACGGUGCAGCAGGAAAGGGAUCUCAUGCAGCGGAGACGGAGGGCCCUAAACCCUAGGCUGCUUUCACUACAUGGGGGAAAUUCCCAGACAGCUUCAGCUGACAGAGCUGUGACGACACGCCCACCAAGCCCGGAUGAAAAGUGAGGCCGAGCAACAGAAUGCUGACCUUGAUAACUCUGCAUUAACAGUGCAGGGCAGUGACGGACCAACGCAGAGCAGAGAAAAGGGCGUGCUAGAGACAGAAGGAGCAACUGAGGUCAAAAGGCACCUCAGAACAGACAAACACAGAAGAAGAUCUAGGUUUCACCUGCGGCGAGCAUGGGUACUGGAGAAAGGACUGCACCAACUGGGGUCAGAACCAGGACGGACUGAACUUUGAACAGCAGCAGCAAUGGACGCAAACAGACUGAAGAGGAGGGCAGGACCCCUAUCAGCAAUAUCUGGUAUGGAUAUGUGUGACUGGACUGUGAUGGACUGGCGAUGUGGACUAAAGUUUAGACUGACUUGAUACUGACACAAAGACUGCACCAACUUUAGAAUUAGUAAAUGUUGAGCAACAAUUUACCCAGCUGGUAAGAAAAGCUUGGAUGCUUUGUUUUGUUUUUGCAGGAGCAGGAGGACAAGAGAGACCAGAGGGGGAGACGGUAGCUUCCCAAGAGAGGUGGAGCUGCAGACUGAACCCUUUAGAUGCUAAUUUAGAGUUACUGAUGUUUGCUUUAAGAAAACUGUGUUUAAUUGGCUGUGUUUUGAUGAGAGUAUCAUCUCAUAUUGUCGGGAAUGCCAAAUGCAAGAGUGGAGAAAACUUUUGAUAUCACUCAUGACUGGAAUAUGUUAUUAACCAUAGCACACUACUGUUAAAAAAACAAAACAAAAAAAUCAAUUAAAUUUUAUAGAGGAAAAUAGCCAAAACCAAAACAAUAUUUAUGAAUAACAUAGGGGAAUGGUAGAUUUGUCACAUUCAAAAUACAGUUAUGUAAUAACAAACACUGGGCCACGUGAUUUAGGUUCUCCCUUAAAGUAGACAAUUAUUAAAAGUAGACUACAACCGACAGGGGCAUGUGCUAGGAUGUGGUACUGCAAAGAAGAAGAGAAGAGUAAAGAAAGAAAAAUCCAUUGUUUAGUUUUCAUAAAUUCAAAUUAAAAUGUACCAUUACACUCAGAGGAUCAACAUGAAAUCAAAUAUAUGCAAAUUCUGUAUGAAGUACAUGACUGAUAACUGUUCUGUCCUGAGCUUUUGUUUCCUAUAGCACCCACUUGAGCACACCACCAGUUUUCACGCCAAAUUUUCAAGUGAGGAAUAUCAGCAAUUAAAUCUCCUUUAAUUGCUGAUGUAAAUGGAGAGUCCAUGAAAUUAGCCAAGUAACUCCUAAAUGUGUGUAGAUUAAAGAAAAUUAUUUUACCUGGAUAUGAUUGUCUCUGAUAAGCCUAAGGUACAAAACAUGCUGGCGAAGUUUUUCUAGCUCCUCCAGAAUUUAAAAUGUACAAAAAAAACAGAGCGACAUUUCUGGGUCGUGACCGGAAAUACACAGAAGUGAGGGCGGACUUGAACAAAGGCUAGAAGGCUGUCCACUGUUUAGUUGUAUACUCCUUGUUUGUUCAAUAAAGUUUCUAUGGGGGCUGUCCACAGCCGCUCACUUCCUGACUACCUGUCCGCCAAAGCAUCCUACCCACGUGACAUAGGUAGGAUCCUUCAGAGCAUCCUUCCCCUGAAUUCGGACACAGCAAAUAACUCCAGCGAGCAGCACUUGAUGGAAAGGGUUAGGGUUAGAAAUGUAUGACUGAAUUGUAUUUUUUAAAUUGAAUGAAAAUCUUAAAAGUUUGAAGUUAAACACUUGGGGUGUUGUUACUGCGUGUUUCAUAAAGAGAAGGAGUGCUGCUAACUGAAACUAUGUUGCAGGCAGUUUCCAGUUUCUUGUCUGAAAACGUCCUUGGAAGACUAAAAAGGGGAAACAUCACCAUGUCAAUGAUCAUACAAAGAAGCACCAAUGCAGCGCCUGGGAAGCAGUGAUCUAAUCCUUCCAUGGAUCCGAACCCCCGUCCUUCCGAUCAUGGGGAAGCAAGGCUACCUACUGAACUGGCCCAGUUGUUCCUCAUUUUGUUUUUGUACUCAGGAGGAAUGCUGCUGUGUUCAGACACCAAAUAAAGAGUUUUGCACAUCAUGACUUCAGUCUGACUUUAUAGCGUUUUAUCAAACACGAUAAAUUUCAUGAAACACACAAUAUCAGCAGACGGACCUGCCUGUUUGCCAUUCUUUUUUUUUCUUUUUUCAUGUUGUUGAGACAGAGUGAUUGGCAUGCUGACUAUAACACAAGCAUGACUGCUGCUGACUAGUUCAAAAGUUUAAAAAAAAGAAAGACAAAAUGGCAGCAAAGCUUAAAAGUCAUUUUCUGGCCCACAUUUGUGUUUUAAGACUCUCCCUCUCUGGAGUUGGACACAGGAUACAAACGCACAUUGCUCCCUCCCGAUACAGUCGGCAGACAUGCUGCAGGACCGGAUGUUGCUGUCUACACCUGUUGCUUGUCAUGUGUUUUUUAAUGGUGUAAAGGUGAGAAGACCCGUGUGCUUUUUGUGCUCAGGAGUUUUUGUUUUCUGUCCUCAAACAGUCUGGGUAGAGUUCUCUUUUUUUCUCCUCCUCUCCCCUAUUGUGUUUCAUUGUUUAUUUUUCUAAAAGCUACCUGUCUCCCCAAUGUUGGUGUUUGUGUGUAUGGCUGGAUGAUACACGUUCAAAGGGUUAGGGGUUAGGGUUCUUAAACUGUUUCUUGUACUGGCUGGACUACAAUGUGGGAUGGAAGAAGCUGAAAGUGGUAUUCAGCAUGGCAGGCACGGUGGUGAGGGCAGACAUACUGGAGAACAAGGAUAGGAAAAGUACAGACCAAUCUCUCUCUCUUUAAAAAACAUAGACAGCAGGUUUACUACAGGUCUUUCCUGAAGGAAGGAAGGGUCUUGGGCAAAUUGGGAGGCCUGAUGGGAGGAGCAGGUAUGUAGUGGAGCUCUCAGUCUACCUAC
Messenger RNA from Oreochromis niloticus (Nile tilapia), 3923 nucleotides. RefSeq lists its product as uncharacterized. The transcript has 3 exons. The coding region runs from base 65 to 694 and encodes 209 amino acids. The record is from RefSeq and is a predicted model, not a curated record. NCBI's taxonomy places the organism in Eukaryota, Metazoa, Chordata, Actinopteri, Cichliformes, Cichlidae.